CACGCCCUCUCCCUCGUCCAAGACGGCCACGGCGACGACGACGCUCCAGAGGACGGCUUCCGCGCCUGCCUUGUGCUUGCCCCGCGUAUCUCGGCGACCCUCGCGCACCCGCACUCGGUAACCGACGUUGGAGUCCCUGGUUGACCACCCCUCUUGGCUGCUCCGGCUCAGCGCCCGAGAUUCGAUGCCGACCGUUCCCUCUACAUGUGUUCAUCUUGACUUUCAGUCGAUCCCGGAGGUCGCUGCACUCACCGAGGCGAACCUCCUCAGCCCCAGCGAGCGCACCGCGGGUCCGACGCCCGAUCCCGACCUGGACGACAUGAUUCUCGUUCCGGUCGAUCAGGGGAACGUAGUCUCGCAGCACUCCAUCUCGCUUCCGCCGUCCCAGGCAUCCGCGUCGGCGUCCACCGGCAAGCCGCGCAUCGACCUGGGCAGCCUGAACCUGCACUCGCCCUCCUCAAUCGUCGGGACACCGUUCGACAUCUCCCCCCGCUUCGAGUACCCCUUCCCGCCCGCCUCGCGGUCCCCGCCCUUCCCGCCGUCGAUAUACGACUUCGACCCGGGCGUACCGUCCUUCCCGGGGCUCGCCGCGCACCCCAUCGCCCUGCCGCUCAUCCCCAUGGCCGUGCCCAUGCCCCCGCUCGCCGUGCACCCCGGCAAGGCCCGCGGCGAGACGCGCAGCUUCUCCCCAACACACCUCAAACUGCAGGCGCGCGAUCCCCCUGUCCCGCCGAGCCUCGUCAAGAAGCGGAAGCUCACAAAGCCUGCUCCGUGCUCGGAAGCCGCCCUCGCCUCGAAACACCCUCCGACCAGGCGCCCGCGGGCUGGGAGCCUGAGCGACCUGCCCGAGCACCUCCGGCAAGCGCACGCGCGCGGGCGCGUGGACAGCGUGUUCGACGCGGACAGGGACCGCUCGCACUCGCUCGACGUGGCUCGGAAGCGCGCGCCGCUGGAGCGCGUGCGGAGCGACACCACCGUCGUGGAUCCCAGCGUCGGCUUCUUCGACGCGAAGCCCCCACUGCUGCACGCGUCCUCGUCCGAGACGCUGCUGUCCGACUCGGAGCAUGCGGAGAAGCUGGUCGAGUCGCCGCGUUCGGCGUCGCCAGUGUCGGAUGCGCCUGAGGAGGCGCUGGAGAACUCGAUCGCGCCCUCCUCUACGCUUCGUUCCUCGGAACCGUCUCCUCAAUGACAACUCGCCCCCCUUCGACGUCUUCGCGCUCCCGGUUUCGCUCGGCUGCGGUCACGGCCACAUACACGCGCCGCCUCCGUUGCCCGGGCAUAUUUAUCGUAAAAAUCCGCUUUUGGUGUCUGAUGACCCUCGCGUUGCCUUUCGCCGCCGACCUCCUUCUUGGCACCCUCCGUCCCCCAGGUCGCACCGCGGUUCUAGCAAUGGACCGUAAAGCUGCAUGGGGUGGUUGGGAGGCCAUGCAGAGUGGGCCAGGGGUUUCUCGGCUUCCGUUGUCACCGCUGCACGCAGGCAAGCCUCGUGCGGCCGUGGUCGACGACGUGUCGCGCGCCGCGGUCUUCGUCAUCUUUUUCCGGUCCCCGUUGUUUCGCGUAUUUCUAUGCUGGUCGUUCAGGUAAUCCGGUCUCUCUCGCCGAUUUUUGGUCACGUCUCCCGCUCCGGUCCCCCUCCAUGUGUAUCCAUUCAAGCAUACCCCCCUCACGUCCUCAUCCUCAUCCUCGCCCUCGUCCCACCUCCCACUCCCCAUCCCUUGUCCGUCCGCCCACUCACUCUUUGCAUCAUCCACUCGCUCUCGUCGCUCUCCAUCCACCCACCCCAUGCGUUCCCUCCUCCCAUCAC
This is a messenger RNA of Trametes versicolor FP-101664 SS1, 1804 nucleotides long. RefSeq lists its product as uncharacterized. The record is from RefSeq and is a predicted model, not a curated record. The coding region runs from base 185 to 1189 and encodes 334 amino acids. The transcript has 2 exons. Lineage: Eukaryota; Fungi; Basidiomycota; Agaricomycetes; Polyporales; Polyporaceae.